ACUUACUAUUGUUACAGUGCCUUGUUCCUGAGUGCCGUGGCCGAUCCUUCACCGCUGACAGGAGCUCUCCUUUAACCACCACGGUGGACUGGCAGUCAGUUAAGGUGCAGGAGCUCAUGUCAGAUGAUCAGCGAGAAGCCGGCCGAAUCCCUCGCACAAUCGAAUGUGAACUUGUUCAGGAUCUUGUGGACAGCUGUGUCCCAGGAGAUAUGGUCACGAUUACAGGCAUAGUUAAGGUGUUGAGCACCGAGGAAGGAGCUUCUAAAAAUAAGAAUGACAAGUGUAUGUUCUUGUUGUACAUUGCGGCAAAUUCCGUCAGCAACAGUAAAGGACAAAAACCGAAGAACGAUGAGACGUUUCAAAGAACAUUCAUGGAGUUUUCACUUAAAGACCUUUACGCUGUUCAAGAAAUUCAAGCUGAGGAAAAUCUAUUCAGGCUCAUCGUGAACUCUCUCUGUCCUGCAAUCUAUGGCCAUGAGAUUGUAAAGGCGGGUUUGAUCCUGGCGUUAUUUGGAGGAUGUCAGAAGUUUGUAGAUGACAAGAACAGAAUUCCAGUGCGAGGAAAUCCACAUGUUCUGGUUGUUGGAGAUCCAGGAUUAGGAAAAAGUCAAAUGUUGCAAGCAGUGUGUAACAUCGCUCCUCGAGGUGUGUAUGUUUGUGGUAAUACUUCCACCAGCUCUGGCCUGACUGUUACACUGUCUAGAGAUGGCACUUCUGGAGACUUUGCCUUGGAAGCUGGUGCUUUAGUGCUGGGAGAUCAAGGUAUUUGUGGCAUAGAUGAAUUUGAUAAGAUGGGAAACCAGCAUCAGGCUUUGUUGGAAGCCAUGGAACAGCAAAGCAUCAGCCUUGCCAAGGCUGGCAUUGUUUGCAGUUUGCCGGCUCGGACAUCGAUUGUUGCUGCAGCCAACCCAGUGGGAGGACAUUAUAACAAAGCCAAAACAGUGUCUGAGAAUUUAAAAAUGGGGAGUGCUUUACUGUCGAGAUUUGAUUUAGUUUUCAUUCUGCUGGACACCCCGAAUGAAGAUCACGAUCACUUGCUAUCCGAGCACGUGAUGGCCAUCCGAGCUGGAAAGCAGGCAGCGUGCAGCAGCGCUGUUGUGACUCGUACCAACACCCAGGAUCGCUCUGUUCUCGAAGCUGUUGCGGAUCGACCGCUGCUUGAAAGACUAAAGAUCUUACCAGGAGAAAACUUUGACGCUGUUCCACAUCAGAUGCUGAGAAAGUAUGUCGGAUAUGCUCGGCAGUAUGUUCACCCAACGUUAUCCCCGGAAGCUGCUCGGGUCCUCCAGGAAUUCUACCUUGAGCUCCGGAAACAGAACCAAGGAGUAGACAGCACGCCAAUCACCACGAGACAGCUAGAGUCACUGAUUCGGCUUACAGAGGCACGAUCAAGGCUGGAAUUAAGGGAGAAAUCCACCAAGGAAGAUGCUGAGGAUGUAAUAGAAAUAAUGAAAUAUAGCAUGCUGGGAACCUACUCCGAUGAGUUUGGAAAGCUGGACUUUGAACGUUCACAGCAUGGGUCUGGGAUGAGCAAUCGGUCACAGGCAAAAAUAUUUGUUUCUGCCCUUAACAGUAUUGCAGAGAGAACCUACAACAAUCUCUUUGACUUGCAACAGCUUCGACAGAUUGCGAAGGAGCUACAAAUACGAGUAUCUGAUUUUGAAAGCUUUAUUGGAUCCCUAAAUGAUCAGGGUUAUUUUUUGAAAAAAGGUUCAAGACUCUAUCAGCUUCAGACGAUGUGAAAAAGAGCCACUGUGACAAACUUUCUUGAGACAUCAUCGUUACAUCUGGGAUGGACCUAUGGACCUGCAGCAAUAAACACUCCAAACUGCAGCCUACACC
Eurypyga helias (sunbittern) is the source of this 1842-nucleotide messenger RNA. RefSeq names its product minichromosome maintenance complex component 8 (gene MCM8). The record is from RefSeq and is a predicted model, not a curated record. The annotation marks the transcript as partial. Lineage: Eukaryota; Metazoa; Chordata; Aves; Eurypygiformes; Eurypygidae. The transcript has 12 exons. Gene Ontology annotation, biological process: double-strand break repair via homologous recombination. Gene Ontology annotation, cellular component: MCM complex; nucleus. Gene Ontology annotation, molecular function: single-stranded DNA helicase activity; ATP binding; ATP hydrolysis activity.